Suillus subalutaceus is the source of this 1649-nucleotide messenger RNA. RefSeq names its product glycoside hydrolase family 20 protein. Bases 1 to 1605 code for a protein of 534 amino acids. The transcript has 12 exons. The record is from RefSeq and is a predicted model, not a curated record. Gene Ontology annotation, molecular function: beta-N-acetylhexosaminidase activity. Gene Ontology annotation, biological process: glycosaminoglycan metabolic process; carbohydrate metabolic process. NCBI's taxonomy places the organism in Eukaryota, Fungi, Basidiomycota, Agaricomycetes, Boletales, Suillaceae. Gene Ontology annotation, cellular component: membrane.
AUGGCCCCUUCUCGCUACGUUGGCAUACUGGCGCUUGUCGCGGGAUGUCUUCUGCCUUCCAGUGUCCUGGCUCUCUGGCCCAUCCCAACUACACUCGAGACAGGGGCGACCGCACUCAAGGUCUCCCCUUUCUUCUACUUUGAUGUGCAGGUUGAAGGCGCGCCGGAGGAUUUGUACGAGGCGAUCGCGCAAGCACAAUACUAUCUUGCAAACGACAAAUUUGCACGUCUUGUCGUCGGUCGCGGCGCAAAUGACACAACCGCCCUUGUUGGCGCGCAGACACUUUCGACGUUGACGCUGUCUCUCACAAGUUCGGCUACUGCAGAGCCUAUUGCUUCUGAAGCUGUGAAGCCCCUGGGCACCCGUAGCGAAGAGUACGCGUUGACAAUCCCAGCAGACGGCUCGGCUGCUACUUUGACGGCGAACUCGACGUUGGGUCUGUACAGAGGGCUCACCACCUUCAACCAGCUUUUCUACUAUUACGCUGAAGUAACCUACACUUUGAUUGCCCCAAUUGCUAUUACGGACACUCCUGCAUAUCCUUUCCGAGGAUUAGCGCUGGAUACCGCGAGGAACUACUACCCCGUCAUCGACAUUCUGCGAACUUUGGACGCAAUGAGCUGGGUCAAGAUCAACACCUUCCACUGGCAUAUCACAGACGCUCAGAGUUUCCCGCUUGAAAUUGCGCAGUAUCCCGAGCUGGCUAUCAACGGUGCAUACUCCCCGCAAGAAGUUUACACCCCGAGUGAUGUCCAAUACAUCGUUCAGUAUGCUGCUGCAGUAUCCAUCUCUCAGAGAGGUAUCGACGUUCUGAUGCCCCCCGCCGGCCAGCUUCGUUUCGCGCUCCCCGAGGUCGUGAACUUCACUGCUUCAUUGCUUGCCGAUGUCGCAAAGGACCUGCCUUCGUCCUACUUCAGUACUGGGGGCGAUGAACUGAAUACGGAAUGUUACACCAACGACUAUCCCACGCAGCUACAGCUCAAUAGCACGGGCACGACAUUGAACGAUGCUCUGAACACGUUUACGGAGGUGACACAUGCUGCACUUAUUGCCGAGGGAAAGACGCCAGUCGUAUGGGAAGAGAUGGUCCUCGACUGGAACCUUACACUCUCCAAUGAGACUAUCGUGAUGAUUUGGAUUUCCUCCGCGGAUGCUGCAGCAGUGGUAGACAAAGGUUUCAGGAUCGUCCAAGCACCAUCUAAUUACUUUUACCUGGAUUGUGGUGCUGGUGGAUGGGUGGGAGGCGACCCAACUGGAAAUAGCUGGUGUGACCCCUUCAAGACCUGGUCUGAGGCAUACACCUUCGAUCCCUUGGCAAACUUGACAGAGGCACAGUACGAAUUCGUUCUUGGAGGCGAGCAACUUUUGUGGAGUGAGCAGUCAGGUCCCCAAAAUCUCGACCCUAUUGUGUGGCCCCGUGCUGCAUCUUCAGCAGAGAUUUUCUGGAGCGGUCAACAGCCCACAGGCGCCCCGUUGAACGUCACAGAGGCACUACCUCGCUUGCAAGACCUCCGCUACAGGAUGGUACAGCGCGGGCUCAAACCCAUCCAUCUCCAGCCUUAUUGGUGUGCGCUCAGGCCUGACGCAUGCGACCUGACGGCUUGAUAGUUGUAACUUCUUGCUAGCUCUAUUUGAUCUUCAUGAACAAU